Triticum aestivum (bread wheat) is the source of this 2268-nucleotide messenger RNA. Its product is annotated as auxin-responsive protein IAA20. Gene Ontology annotation, cellular component: nucleus. Gene Ontology annotation, biological process: regulation of DNA-templated transcription. Lineage: Eukaryota; Viridiplantae; Streptophyta; Magnoliopsida; Poales; Poaceae. Bases 1620 to 2147 code for a protein of 175 amino acids. The transcript is spliced from 4 exons. The record is from RefSeq and is a predicted model, not a curated record.
GCACGAUUCCACAUCCUGUACGCAACAAACCCCGUGCUUAUCGUUUCCCCAAGUUCGUUUCCCUACCCGGCCCCUCGGUGUCUCAUCUCCACAUUCCCCCGUCAUGGCGCCAGAUCGCCAGUCCCCGGCGGCAAGCCGACAACGGCAAGUCGGCCAUCGGCGAUGGCUGGCAAUUGAAGUCCCAACUGAAGGUUUUUAACGAGAUGAGAAGCUGCACUUGAAGCUAUGAAGUUAUUUCGGUACUACCCUGUCUAUAAAAUGAAAAUGAGGGAUUUUAUAAUUUCAUCCACUGGUAUGUCUUGCACUCUUUGGUUUUACAUUUAAUCAAUAUAUGCGAUAAUUGAUACCAUAUUUCAGUUUGUUGCAUUGUCUUUGAGUGUUGUACUCUUGUUGUAAGAUUUGUUGAAAAGACUAUUGUUGUAAGAUAGUUUGAAUCGGACAUUACACUUAAUUAAUUAAUACCAAAUCCUCACAAUGAGCUAAUGAGUGAACCCAUUGACAAAAUUUUCUGGCUCCGCCCCUGGUGUGAAGGUGUGUCUCCGUCAGAUCUCGCGGGAUUCGGUCAGUGUUGGUUUUCGAUGGAUCUGUUUGGAUCCGGUCUUCGUUCGUCUUUGUUUGAGUGUUUACAUGUUUGAUCCUUCUGAUCUACGACUUUCUUCAUCGGCGAUGGUUGCUUCUUUGAUGCGUUAGUCCUAUAGGGCCUUAGCACGACGACUUUCCGACUGUCUACUACAACAAUGUUUGCCUGGCUAUAGUGAUUGAGGGGCGAUGACAGCGGCGCGCCUUCGGCUCGCUUCAAUGCUUGGAGUCAUCGUUGAGUGGUCCAUGAACAUGGUUGUAAUUUUUAUUAUCUAUGUUAUUUUCUGUAUUGUCAUGGUUGAAAAUGAAUAGAUUGAGUUUCGGGAAAAGAAAUGGCUCUCUCUACGUAAGUGUCCUGCCCCCAUCAGAAGCUGCACACGCACAUAUACAUAGUACUUGUUUCGCGCUGGGACAGAGCCGGCAGGGAGCGGCAUUGGGAAGCACGGUGUCCAUGCUCCAUGCAGAUCCAAGGCGUGGAUUAGGCAUGCUGUCACAGGCAACUGUGACUGGAGUUGGCGAAGCAUGGAGUGGGAGCAGUAGCUGGUUUGUCUCCCUUGACUCGGGGGCAUGUGCUGCGGCAUGUCCAUGUGGCGGACGACGAGGAACGCAUCAAGGGUUAAAUAACGGCUGAUAGAGAAGAACCCACGCGUACGCACAUGCCCCCUCGAUCUGGCUCUCACGUCUCGUGACACCAUUGACGCCGGUACCUAUCCUAUCCUGAAUGUGUCUAGCUUGACCAUGCAUUCGGCAGUACGUUUUCCCGCGCGCCCGCUGCUUGGCCCCCUGGAGCCCCAACACCAUGUCUUCCUCUCCCUCGGCCGCCACGAGCCCACGACGAUUUCACUCUCUCCAUAUCGACCUCCACUGUCACCGUGCAUCGAACGUAGCCAUCGGCCGCGGUGCCCCGCGCGCGUAUAUAUACGGCACGCAUCGACCUCACUGCGUUGCCGGAGUAGCUAGAAACAGCACAAGCUUUCAGCUGUAAGAUCGCGCACAGGGAAAACAGUUGUCGAAGGGAAGGAGAGCAAGCCACCGGCGCCAUGGAGCUGGAGCUGGGGCUUGCGCCACCCAACCACGCCGGCCAGUCGGCGGGCUCGUGCGGGAAGAGGGGCUCGGCGCCGGCGGGGGCGUUCGGGGUCACCAAGACCACGCUGCCACACUUCCCGCGCGACGACGACGGCGACGACAGCUGGGAAGACGGCACUGGCGGCGCCCUCGAUUGGCGAACGAGCAACAAGAGGAAGAGGCUGGUGGGCUGGCCGCCGGUGAAGAGCGCUUACCGCCCGCGCAGCCGCGGCAACGGACACGUGAAGGUGAAGAUGGAAGGGGUGCCCAUCGGGAGGAAGGUGGACCUGUCCCGCCACGCCUCCUACCACCAGCUCCACCACACGCUCCGCCUCAUGUUCCCCUCCUCCGCUUCUCACCAUGGUGAUCCAUACGCCGUCGCCUACGAGGACGGGGACGGGGACUGGAUGCUCGUCGGAGACGUGCCGUGGGAGGACUUUAGCCAGUCGGCCAAACGCCUCAAGAUACUCAUGCAACCGACUACACAUGGCAUUACUGGUUGAGUUUGGGCGUCAUGAUCUGCACCGGCGUCUGUGUCUAGUUAAUUAGCUUACUGAAUAAUUGUAGUAUAAUGUUUUUUUUGCGGGUAAUUUUAGUAUAAUGUUUUUUUGCGGGGGAAUUUUA